AUGGAUGGAUUAUUUCUAGAAAUUGGACCAUGGCGAAUGAAUAAAGAUCAAACAUUACGAAUGAUAAAUGGCUCGUGGGAUGAAUAUGCGAAUUUGCUUUUUGUGGAUCAGCCUAUUGGUACUGGAUUCAGUUUUGGCGAAUCGAAUUCGUAUCCGACUACAUUAACAGAAUCAACCGAACAAUUCUUGACAUUUUUGGAUAAAUUUUUUGAAAUAUUCCCAGAAUACGCGAAAGAUGAAAUUUAUAUAGCAGGUGAAAGUUUCGCGGGCACCUAUAUACCGUAUAUAAGUUCGGCUAUCCUAAAACGGAACAACGAGCGCAAGACUGUGGAAUACCAAAAAGUAAUCCGUCGUAUUGCUAUUGGUAAUGGAUGGAUCGAUCCCAUAGCUCAGGGACUUUUGACCGGUGACUCCAAGACACGUGCCAACAAAGCAUUAAAAGAAUGCAUGAGUCACCUUAAAGAUGAUUUGCGAAUUAACGAUGAAUCAUGCGAGGAGAUCCUCAAUGUGGUACUCGAUGCUUCUGUGAAAACUGAUGAAAGUGGAAAUAAAACUUGUGUAAAUCAAUAUGAUAUCCGACUUACUGAUAGUUAUCCAGAUUGUGGGAUGAAGUGGCCGUAUGACUUGGAAACCAUUACUGAAUAUUUGAGGAGAACAGAUGUGAUUGGUGCUAUUCAUGCUGAUGCACAAAAAAUUGGGUGGAAGGAAUGUAGUGGACAGGUCGGUACUGGUUUUGACAAAGAUAUUAGUCCUCCUUCAGUUAAGCUAUUACCCGAAAUAUUAAGUAAAAUUCCGGUUUUGCUAUUCAGCGGAGACCAAGAUUUAAUAUGUAAUACAAACGGCACGCAAGAUUUAAUCGCUGGGCUUGAAUGGAAUAACGGUAAAGGAUUCCAGAACUCCAAUCCUGAAAAAUGGUAUGUAAAUGGCAGUUUAACGGGAACAUGGCAGACUGAGCGAAAUCUCAGUUUUGUCAUUUUUCAUAACGCGAGUCACAUGGUUCCAUAUGAUGCGGCGCUAGGAACUAUGGAUAUGAUUGAUCGGUUUAUGGGAUUAAAAAUCAAAUUUGAUAAUUUGAUUCCUUCUAGAGUAGAAAAUGAGAAGGUGGAAGAUGUAACAAAUUCAACUGCUGGGUCAUUAAAUAACGAACCAUCCAGUAAAGUUAAUGCCAGUGAAGUAAAUGACGAAAGCGAUGAAAUGUGGGAUCGUUAUUAUAACGCAGGCACUGCGUCUUUAGUAAUCGUGAUAAUGGCGGUUAUUGGUCUCGUGGUAUUUUUAUUCCGAGGAAAGUUAUUUAGACGAAUGCGAUCAGUAAAUCAAGCCAUGAAAGCAGUUGUCGAUAGCAACGAAAACACAGAAAUGCAAGAGUUAGUGAUUGAAACACCACUGUUCGGAUUAGACGACGAUGAAGUGUCUACUACUUCACUUACACCUUAUAAUGACGAACAAGGUAAUCACGAAACCGCUACUAAUACACCAUACAAAGAUGUGAGUGACGACGAUCAAGGUAAUCAUGGAAUUGCUACUAAUACUCCGUACAAAGAUGAGAGUGACGACGAUGAUAAAACGAAAUAUAACGGCGACGAUGACGAUAAUUCAGGUCAUGAAAUAGAUCAUGAACGUAAUAAUACCCGAUUACAAGCCGCUGUGGAUACUGAUGAAGAGCAUUAG
Ambispora gerdemannii is the source of this 1668-nucleotide messenger RNA. The record is from the annotation of a GenBank genome assembly. NCBI's taxonomy places the organism in Eukaryota, Fungi, Glomeromycota, Glomeromycetes, Archaeosporales, Ambisporaceae.